AUGGAUUACAAAAGCGAACAGUUGGCAGAAAAGGAGAGCUUGUCACUUUUGUACGAAUGUACCAAUGAAUUUAUUUGCGUGGAUGAAAAGAAUUUUAAAAUCCUGAUUGAAAAUAAAGCCAAAAAAAUUUCCUUCUACUUGCUGUUUGAGUACACGGAGCGGUACCCGGACGAGGCCCCCCUAUGGAAGAUCGUCGAAGGCAAAAAUAUCACCAACAGGCUGCGCGAAAAUGUGGAGCAGCAAAUCCGAGAGACGGUGGAAAAUAAUUUGGGCUACAGCAUGAUAUAUAACAUUGUGGAGAAUAUAAGAUCCUACCUGUCCGAAGACAUCGAAGAAAAAUCCAUGUACGAUGAAAUGCUGGAGAGGAAACCCAAGGAGGGGGAAGAAAUGAAUGAUGAAGACUCCGAUGACAAAAUGGGCGAGGACGAUUACGAAAACGUUUUGGAGUUGAAGGAGCUGUGUGAAGAACGGUACCGAGUAACCGAGGAGGAAUUCGACGCGUGGCGCAAGGAGUUUUACAAAAACAUUUUCGCAGGAAUAAAAACUAUCAACAUGUCGGAUAACCCCACAGGGAGGGAGCUCUUUGAGAAGGGAAAAGUUAACUUGGCCGAUGCGGAAUUUGAGGAGGGGGAGGCCAAGUGGUGCAACGAAGAAUUAUUUUGCGACCUUGACUUGGACAUGUGAUCAUGAGCAUGCGGAUACGUUAGCGCACGUCCCGAGGGAGGGAAUAUACAAGCUUACCAGCCCUACACAGUUACCCUGUUCACGUUUCAAUUUCUGCGAAUCCCCCCACGUGACAGCUUUUUCCCCUUUUUGUUCCUACGCCCAUUCGGAUGAGCAUCCCUUUUUAACAGCCAAUUCGAUAGGCCCAUGUUUCAUCAACACGCACGUUUUUAUCCUUUAACUGUUUUGCCUCUUCCAUUUUGCCGCUUCCCUUUUGGCG
Molecule: messenger RNA, 943 nt
Organism: Plasmodium cynomolgi strain B
Lineage: Eukaryota; Apicomplexa; Aconoidasida; Haemosporida; Plasmodiidae
Exons: 5
Coding region: 1-684 (227 amino acids)
Biological process (GO): cytoplasmic translation
Molecular function (GO): protein binding
Source: RefSeq, a predicted model, not a curated record